GUCAUAGCGGGGGACAUACAUCAACUGACAGGCAGAGGUUUCCUAAGAUGCCCAUAUGAUGGUAAACUGAGAGUUAGGAACUGCCCCCCCUAUUAAGUAGCCGAUGAUGGAAAGAUUCUUCCCACUUGGAAAGAGGCUUUUCCUUCUUGGACAUCUGCUGGCGGAGCUUCCAGUAGCCAGAGAGAGGAGAGAGGGGUCCAGCCGCAGCUCCUGAAAACCUGACUUUAUUUUCCAGAGGGGUAGGCUUCAAGCACGCUGCUCUGCAAUUUAGUCGGUCCAUUUUUUUGGGGGGGGGUUGAAUAGAUUGAUUGAUCCUCUGCUGACCCUUAAGGGCCAAACAUGAAGAUAGGGCUGUCUCUAGCCACGGCUGCAUUCCUUGCAGCCCUGCUGUCCUCCAUAGAUGCUCAAGUGGAACCCCCCUCAGACUUAAAAUUUAAAAUUCUAAAUGAGAACACAGUGGAAAUGACAUGGACAAGACCCUCGUCAAGGAUAGAGGGCUUUAGACUACAAGUUGUAUCAGAUGCAGAUGAACCAUCCAGAGACUUUACCCUUGAUGCAUAUGCCACUAAGACCUCAAUCACUGACCUGACCCCUGACUUGGACUACUCUGUGUCCAUAAACUCCUUUUAUGGGUCAGAGGAGAGCAUUCCCAUCUUUGGACAACUGACCAUUCAGUCCAGUAACACCAGCGGACAAGUCAGGAAGCCACAGUCAGAUGCAAUCAAGUGUUCGGUCAGUGCAAUAGCAGAUUUGGUUUUUCUGGUGGACGGCUCAUGGAGUGUAGGCAGAGAAAACUUUAAGCACAUCCGUAGUUUCAUUGGAGCCCUGGCAGGGGCCUUCGACAUUGGCAUGGACAAGACCCGGGUGGCUGUGGUUCAGUAUAGUACAGACACCCGAACAGAAUUCCCCCUCACCCGUUACAACAGAAGAGGAGACCUGCUCCAAGCCAUCAACGCCCUGCCAUACAAGGGGGGAAAUACUAUGACAGGUGAUGCCAUAGAUUACCUGCUGCAAAACAUCUUUACGGAGGCAGCUGGAUCCAGGAAAGCUUUUCCUAAGGUAGCCAUGAUCAUCACUGACGGAAAAUCCCAGGACCCAGUGGAGGAGUAUGCUAAAAGGCUUAGGAACAUUGGAGUGGAAAUAUUUGUCCUAGGUAUCAAAGGAGCAGAUGAGGAUGAGCUAAGGGAAAUUGCCUCCACACCUCACAGCAAACAUGUGUACAAUGUUCCCAACUUUGACUUGAUCCAGGAGGUACAAAAAAAGAUUAUCACAGAGGUGUGCUCCGGUGUUGAUGAGCAGCUCAGCGCUCUGGUCAGUGGAGAAGAAAUGGUGGAGCCAGCCUCUAACCUGCAAGUCACAGAAAUUGCAUCUAAGUCAAUGAGGGUGACAUGGGAUCCCUCCCUGGGGGAAAUCACAGGCUACAAGCUCACCCUCAACCCAAUGCUACCUGGAAUGAAACGCCAAGAGUUGUACAUUGGGCCCACCCAGACAUCCAUUAAUGUCCGUGACCUUUCCCCUGAGACUGAGUAUGAGAUUAUCCUGAAUGCCCUCAAAGGUCUGACCCCCAGUGAAGCUGUCAUGGCAAUGGAGAAGACCCAGCCUGUCAAGGUGUCAACAGAGUGCUCUCUGGGAGUGGAUGUACAGGCUGAUGUGGUUCUACUGGUUGAUGGCUCGUACAGUAUUGGAUUACAAAACUUUGCCAAAGUCCGUGCCUUCUUGGAAGUUCUGGUCACUGCCUUUGACAUUGGACACAACAAGGUCCAGAUUAGCUUGGUCCAAUAUAGUCGUGAUCCGCACACUGAGUUUGCUCUUAACACCCACAAUGACAUUAAUGCUGUUGUCAAAGCUGUGCGCACUUUCCCCUACCGUGGAGGCUCCACUAACACUGGCAAGGCCAUGAACUAUGUCAGGGAGAAGGUCUUUAUACCUGCCCGUGGAGCAAGACAGAAUGUUCCCCGUGUGAUGGUCCUGAUUACAGAUGGAAAGUCAUCAGACUCGUUUAAGGAUGCCGCAACCAGCCUGAGGAAUAUUGAUGUGGAGAUCUUUGCUGUUGGUGUGAAGGAUGCAGUGAGGUCAGAGCUGGAGGCCAUUGCUAAUCAACCAUCAGACACUCACGUCUAUGAGGUGGAGGACUUUGAUGCCUUCCAGAGGAUCUCCAAGGAGCUGACUCAGUCCAUCUGUCUGAGGAUUGAACAGGAGCUGCUCAACAUCAAAAAGAGAAGUCUACUUCCACCCAGUGACUUGGCAUUUUCUGAGAUUACCUCUAGAAGCUUCCGUACCACCUGGACAGCUCCUACUUCCAAUGUCAUGUCUUACCUGGUGCGUUUCCGCAAGGCUGAAGACGUCACCGGAGACUACAUUUCCAUGGCAGUGCCGAGUGAUACCACCACAGUCGUUCUGCCCCACCUAUUCCCCCUUACUGCCUACGAGGUCAACGUCUUUGCUCAGUAUGACAAAGGAGACAGUUUCCCUUUGACUGGUGAAGAGACCACUCUAGAAGAGCAAGGGACAGUACGAAACCUACGAGUUACAGAGGAGACAACCAACAGUUUCCGGGUGUCAUGGCAAGCUGCUCCAGGUUCAGUGAUCAGAUAUCGUCUGUCCUAUGUCGCACAGAGUGGUACUGGGGAAAUACUAGAGGCCCAAACCACUGGACCGGAGACUACCAUAGUUCUCCAAGAGCUCUUCCCUAUUACCACCUACAGUGUGUCUGUGUCUGCUGAGUAUGCUACAGGUGUAGGGAACGAGAUGCAAGUAGAUGGAACCACCAAGGAAGUCCGUGGUUCUCCUCGUGACCUUCGCGUAUUUGACGAGACCGUAUCUACAAUGAAACUUGCAUGGCAGGCUGCUCCAGGAAAUGUCGUCCAGUACCGCAUUGCCUUCAAACCUGCCGAGGGCGGUGACAGGAAGGAGAUAUCCGUCAAGGGAGAUACUACCCAGGCUGUGCUGAAGAACCUCCAGCCAGCUACUGAAUAUGAGCUGUUUGUUAGUGCUCGCUAUUCUUCCGGUUUGGGUGAUCCUCUUCUGGGCACAGGAACGACUUUAGAAGAGCUUGGUUCACCCAGAGACUUGGUGACCAAAGACGUCACUGACACCAGUUUUGCUGUGUCUUGGGCCGCGGCUCCCGGUAAUGUUCGUCAGUAUCGGAUCAAGUGGACGUCUCUGUUCACUGAAGAGGCCGGAGAAAAGACAAUACAAGGAGACACCACAUCCACAGUUCUGGAGGGUCUCACCCCAGAGACACGUUAUCGGGUCUCUGUGUUUGCUGGUUAUGGCAGUGGAGAGGGUCAGCCAUUGGUUGGAGAGGAAACCACGGAUGUCUCAGCCGCCAGCAGAACGAUUGUUGUCUCUGAGGAGACAGAGAAGAGCAUGAAGGUGACAUGGCAACCAGCCCCUGGAAAUGUACUCAACUACCGCGUUACCUACAAACCCAAGGAAGGAGGCCGCCAGCUAGCAGCCAAGGUGCCCGGCGGCACCACUUUUACUGUGCUGAGACGCCUUACCCCCCUUACCACCUAUGACAUCACUGUUCUGCCUGUUUACCGUUCAGGAGAAGGCAAAGCAAGGCAAGGCGAAGGAACAACACUGUCGCCUUACAAAGGUCCUAGAAACCUCCAGACUUCAGAGCCCGCCAAGACCAGUUUCCGUGUAACCUGGGACCAUGCUCCUGGCGAUGUCAAGGGCUACAAAGUCACUUUCCACCCUGUAGGCGAAGACAUUGACCUGGAACAACUUCUGGUUGGUCCUUAUGACAACACUGUGGUGUUAGAGGAGCUGAGAGCUGGUACCAAAUACAGUGUGAGUGUGUUUGGUAUGUUUGAUGGAGGAGAGAGUAUGCCAUUGGCUGGAGAGGAGAAAACUACUCUCUCUGACGAACCUGAGCCCCCUCCUUAUGAGCCAUCAGAGGUGAGGUGUAAGACCAAUGCACAAGCUGACAUUGUGCUGCUGGUGGAUGGCUCCUGGAGUAUCGGACGUCUCAACUUCAAGACCAUUCGAGCCUUCAUCGCCCGUAUGGUGGGAGUCUUUGACAUUGGCCCUGAAAGGGUCCAAAUUGGUCUUGCUCAGUACAGUGGCGACCCAAAGACUGAAUGGCACUUGGAUGCUCAUCAAACCCGGGCCUCUCUCCUGGAUGCUGUAGCUAACCUGCCCUACAAGGGCGGAAACACCCUGACUGGUCUGGCUUUGAACUAUCUACUCCAGAACAAUUUCAAAGAGAAUGUCGGGAUGCGACCCAACUCUAGAAAGAUCGGUGUGUUGAUCACUGAUGGCAAAUCCCAGGACGAUGUCAUUCUCAACUCUCAGAACUUGCGUGAUCAGGGCAUUGAGCUCUAUGCCAUCGGUGUGAAGAAUGCUGAUGAGAAUGAGUUGAGGUCCAUUGCCACUGAUCCAGAUAGUAUUCACAUGUACAACGUUGCUGACUUCUCCUUCCUGCUGGACAUCGUUGACAACCUUACUGAUAACCUCUGUAACAGUGUCAAGGGUCCAGGAGGUGCACCCGGUGCUCCAACUGACCUGGUGACAUCAGAAGUGACUCACCAGUCCUUCCGAGCCACCUGGACCUCCCCUGAAGACCCGGUGGAGAAGUACCGUGUGGAGUACACGACUUUGUCUGGACGCCCACAACAGGUGUUUGUGGAUGGCACUGAAACCACAGUGGUUCUUCAGAGCCUCAACCCUCUGACGGAGUACCUGGUCAACGUCUACUCAGUGGUGGGAGAGGAGAGCAGCGAGCCUCUCAAAGGAACUGAGACCACACUGCCCCUGACUGCCGUGAGGAGCAUGGACAUUUAUGAUGAGCAGACCACCACCAUGCGGGUGAGAUGGGAGGAGGCGGUGGGUGCUACUGGCUACAUGCUGCUCUACAGCACCAUCAAUGCCACUCAGCCCACCCUCGAGCAGGAGAUCAGAGUGGGAGGAGAUACAACUGAUGUCCAGCUGGUGAAGUUACUCCCAAACACGGCUUACUCACUCUCCCUCUUCGCCCUGCAUGGAGAGUCAGCUAGUGAACCACUGACCAAGCAGGGAGUCACCCUGCCCCUGCCACCUGCGGGCAAACUGACAGUUCGUGACGUCACCCACAGCACCAUGAGGCUUAUUUGGGAUGCUGCGCCUGGUCUUGUUCGCAAUUACCUCGUCACCUACAAGCCUGACGAAGGAGAUGCUAAAGAACUGGAAGUGGAAGGAAGUGUGACCACCAGACAAUUGGACAACCUGAUUUCACAGACUGAGUAUGCCCUGACUGUUACUCCCAUCUAUGAUGAGGGACCUGGUCAGCCGAUGUUAGGAAAUGCAAUCACUGAUGUGGUUCCUGCCCCAAAGAACCUGCGAUUCUCAGAAGUUACCCAGACCAGCUUCAGAGCCACCUGGGAGCACGGAGCUCCUGACGUGGCUAUGUACCGCGUUGGCUGGACCAAGAAGGGAGAAACUAACUUCCAAUAUUCCAUUCUGAACAGUGAUGAGACAACCUACGUUCUGGAGAACUUGGAGCCAGACUCGCCCUAUGAUGUGUCUGUCACAGCAAUCUAUCCAGAUGAAUCAGAGAGCGAGGAUCUGCUGGGCACUGAGAGGACAUUGCCUAUAGGGUCCACGCAUGAUGGUAACAGACUACCUAAUGGGCCUCCCACCAACUUGGUUGUGUUCAACGAAACCACCACCACUCUAAACGCUAGGUGGGAUCCAGCUCCAGGCCGCGUCCAGAACUACAAGAUCACUUACGUCCCCACAGCUGGAGGCAGGAGCCAGACUGGCAAACCUGCAGGUCAGUAUAGGAUCUUCUAUGUCCCUGCAGCUGGAGGAGAGGAAGAGAUGGUCCAGGUAUCAGGCAGCACCUACAACACUGUGCUGAAGAACCUUGAGUCUGAUACUGUCUACACAGUGACUGUGGUUCCGGUCUACUCCGCUGGAGAGGGACAACGCAUGUCUGAGAAUGGCAAAACCUUGGAGCGUAGCCCCGUCAGGAACAUCCAGGUUUUCAACCCUUCUACCAACACUCUGAAUGUUCGCUGGGAGGCUGCCACGGGCCCAGUCCAGCAGUACCGGGUGGUCUAUGCUCCUCUGACUGGCGCCAGGCCCUCUGAGUCGGUUUUGGUACCAGGGACCACCACCACGGCCCUGCUGCAGCAGCUGCUCCCAGAUACAGAUUACAAUGUUGGAGUGGUUGCCCUGUAUAGCGAUGGCGAAGGACCCACUAUCAGUGACAACGGAAAGACAUUGCCCCGCAGUGGCCCAAGGAACAUGCGUGUAUAUGACCCCACCACCAGUACCCUCUCUGUGAGCUGGGAACAUGCCGAAGGUCCUGUAACGCAAUACCGCAUCACCUAUGCCCAGACCACAGGAGACCCCAUCGAGGAAUUUACUGUAGUACCAGGAAACCGAAACAAUGUGAUUCUACAGAACCUGGAUCCAGACACUCCUUAUAACAUCAGAGUGACUGCCUUGUAUGCGGAUGGAGCAGGAGGACAGCUGGAAGGAGAUGGACGCACAGUUGGUAUGCUCGGCCCCAGGAACCUUCUUGUUUCUGACGAAUGGUACACCCGCUUCAGAGUGUCCUGGGACCCCGCCCCCUCCAGGGUUAACGGAUACAAGAUUAUCUACCAGCCUGAAGGCUCCGAUGAGUCCUUGGAGGUCUUUGCUGGAGACGUGACCUCCCACCAACUGCAUAACCUGAAACCUGGAACCACCUAUGACCUGAAGGUGCUGGCACAGUACGACACAGGCCUCAGCGCGCCUCUAAUUGGACAAGGCACCACAUUGUACCUGAAUGUGACAGACCUCACCACCUACAAUGUUGGCUAUGAGUCCUUUUGCAUCCGAUGGACCCCUCACAGAGCAGCCACCUCCUACAGACUCAAAGUCAAUCCUAUUGACUCCUCCAAGACCGGAGCUACGGAGAUCACAGUCAGAGGCUCGGAGAGUAGUCACUGCUUUGAUGGCUUGACCCCUGACUCUCUCUACGAAGCCACAGUGUACACCCAAACACCCAACCUGGAGGGACCUGGAGUCAAAGUAAAGGAGAGGACAUUGCCCAAACCAACAGAGGUGCCAACCGAGCCUCCCCCCCCUCCUCCAGUGUCAUUCCCCCCUGCACUAGAUGUGUGCAAAGGUGCCAAGGCAGACUUGGUCUUCCUCAUCGAUGGUUCCUGGAGUAUUGGAGAUGAUAGCUUCAACAAGGUCAUCCAGUUUGUCAAAAGCAUGACUGGAGCCUUUGAUGUCAUCAGCCAUGAUGGCAUGCAGGUUUCAUUUGUGCAGUUCAGUGAUGACGCCAAGACAGAGUUCAAGCUGAACACCUACCACGACAAGGGCAUAGUGAUAUCAGCUUUGCAGGCUGUGCGCUACAGAGGAGGCAACACCAAGACAGGCGUCGCUCUGAAGCAUGUUUAUGAGAAGGUGUUCACCUCAGACAGUGGCAUGAGGAAGAACGUCCCGAAGGUGCUGGUGGUGGUAACAGAUGGACGCUCCCAGGAUGAAGUCAAGAAGAGUGCAGAAAAACUGCAGCAUUCUGGCUACAGUGUGUUUGUGGUUGGAGUGGCCGAUGUGGACAUGACAGAGUUGAGAGUUAUCGGCAGCAAGCCCAGUGAGAGACAUGUGUUUGUGGUGGACGACUAUGACGCUUUUGCCAAGAUCCAGGACAACCUGAUCACCUUUAUCUGUGAAACAGCCACUUCCACUUGCCCUCUGAUCUACAUCAAUGGGUUCACAACACCUGGCUUCAGAAUGCUGGAAGCUUUCAAUAUCACAGACCGGACAUUCGCUGCCCUAAACGGUGUGUCCAUGGAGACGGGCUCUUUCAACAGCUACAUUGCCUACAGGCUGCACAAGGAUUCCUUCCUAAACCAGCCCACCAAGGAGAUCCAUCCAGAGGGUCUUCCCCCAUCCUACACCAUCAUCCUGCUCUUCCGCUUGCUGCCCGACACAGCCUCUGAACCCUUUGAUAUCUGGCAGAUUGCAGACAAAAACAACAACCCUGAGGUCGGGGUCACCGUCAACCCUUCCAGCAAAACAAUCACGUUCUACAACAAGGACACCCGAGGAGAGAUCCAGAGAGCCACGUUUAAUGAGGAGCAAGUGAAGCGGGUUUUCCAUGGGAGCUUCCACAAGCUCCAUAUCAGCAUCUCUCCAGAGAAUGUCAAGCUCAACCUAGACUGCCAGGAGGUGGCAGAGAAGCCCAUCAAGGAGGCCAACAACAUCACACUGGACGGCUAUGAAGUGCUUGGCAAGUUGGCCAAGUCUGGAGGUGGAAAGAGGCAGUCCGCGACAUUCCAGCUCCAGAUGUUUGAUAUUAUCUGCAGCUUGAGCUGGAUCAGCCGAGACAGAUGCUGCGACCUGCCCGCCACAAGAGAUGAGGCCAAGUGUCCAUCCCUUCCCCACUCUUGCACAUGCACACAGGACAGCAUUGGCCCUCAGGGGCCUCCUGGACCUUCGGGAAGCCCAGGUUCUAAAGGACCACGAGGAGAUAGAGGACAACCCGGCAACUCUGGUCCAAUGGGUCCACGCGGUGAGUCAGGACCCCCAGGCUCAAUGGGACCACCGGGUCCACAGGGCCCCAACGGACUGUCUUUACCCGGAGAACCUGGUCGCCAAGGACCAAAGGGAGAUUCUGGAGACCAGGGCCUGCCUGGCUUGCAAGGUCCUCCCGGGCAACGUGGUCCUCUAGGCCCCGUUGGACCAAGCGGAGCGCGGGGGCCACCAGGAAAGGAGGGACCAUCUGGACCCAGAGGCCCAUCAGGGCCCAUGGGAAGCCCUGGAAAUCCAGGUGUACCAGGAAUGACUGGAAAACCAGGGAAACAAGGAGACACAGGAAACCCAGGGACUGUUGGUCCUAAAGGAGAGAAAGGAGAGAGAGGAGACUUUGCGUCCCAGAACAUGAUGCGCUCCAUUGCCAGACAAGUUUGUGAACAGCUUGUGAACAGUCAGAUGAGCAGAGUUGACAUGAUGCUCAACCAGAUUCCUUCUGGUUAUCGUAGCAACACUCCAGGGCCAGCCGGUCCUCCCGGCCCUCCUGGCAACGAGGGAUCCCGCGGAGAGCCUGGACAAACUGGUCGAACUGGUUUCCCUGGAAACCCAGGUUUACCUGGAAGUCCAGGAGAAAGAGGUUUGGCAGGAGAGAAGGGAGAGAGAGGAUCUCCAGGAACUGGCAUCAGAGGACAAAGAGGUCCAAGUGGGCCCCCAGGGCCACCAGGAGAGUCAAGAACGGGACCCCCAGGAGCUUCUGGCUCCCCUGGGCCUCGUGGCCCCCCAGGGCGCCAGGGUACUCCAGGUGUGAGGGGACCAUCAGGACCCCCUGGAUAUUGCGACUCCUCUCAGUGUGUUGGCAUUCCUUACAAUGGACAAGGAUACACAGCCAACAACUACCAGCCUGCACCUGAGGUAGAGUCUAUAUCUGUGGAGCCAGCUGGAGAGUCUGAGGCAAUACAAUCACCCGGUUACUCACGAAUCCAACGAGGAAAGAGAUCGCUACCACAAGACAAUACAGAAACAAUAGCAUCAUAGCUACAAUAAGGAGUUCUCAGAAAGUGUAAUAUUGAAAUAACUUCCAUGAUCGCGUAUGUGACGAUGAAGUGGUUCUUGUACAAAACUAUUACUUAUAUGGGUUUGAUACCCGCGGCUAUAUUGAACAUAUAUUUUUUUGACAUGAGAAAGUUUAGCAAGAUGAAUACAAACUUACAUGUUCGUUCACUACAAACCUGUGUGCUUGCUAAGUGUUCCCUUUAAGUGUCUGCUUGUAAUAUAACUGCAAGUGUUUAUCGGACUCCAAUGUGUAAUGCACUAAUCAUGUGAAAACCAGCAGAAAGUAUGUCAAAGAAAGUACAGUGUGUGCUGUAUGUUUUUAAACACUUUCAGACUAUCCAUGUUGUUUUUGUCAAACUUCAGUAUGUAAAGCUGUUUCAGAUACUCCCAACGGUUAAAAAAUAAGGACAAUUAAUUUGAUCUCCAAAGAUUUGUUCGUUGUGAUGUUUUGUUAGGCCUUUAAACCAAAUGAUAAUCUGAUUCAUUGUAACAAACCAAACUUUUUUUUAAUUUUAAUUUUGUUUUGUUACCAAAGGUGGAAUUGCAUGUUUGUGUUGUAUAUUUACCUAGGAUUUCUAAGUCAGAAUAUAGUUGUUGUUUUCUAUCAAUGCAGUUUGGAUUUGGUUGCAAGACUAUGGACAUAGAAUUGCUUUGCUUUUUUUAACUGCACAUUUUGUGAAUUCCACACAGCCUUAUUUUCUUAUUUAUUUCUGAAACAGA
Molecule: messenger RNA, 10227 nt
Organism: Perca flavescens (yellow perch)
Lineage: Eukaryota; Metazoa; Chordata; Actinopteri; Perciformes; Percidae
Gene: col12a1a
Product: collagen, type XII, alpha 1a
Molecular function (GO): protein binding
Source: RefSeq, a predicted model, not a curated record